CCCCUUCUUACAAUUUUCAAAUCCCACCACCCCCACCCCCAUCGUCUUUUGCCAAUAACCCUUCUGCCUUUUGCACCCAUUAAUUUGCUCGCUCAAAGUGCUAAAAAAAUGCCUCACAUCCUGCCCGAUUUCUCAAACUCAGUAAAGCUCAAGUAUGCGAAACUUAGCUACCAAUACCUCGUGAAUCACAUCAAAACCCUAACCCUAAUCCCCAUCAUGCUUGGCAUCUCCAUAGAGACACUUCGCCUAGGCCCAGAUGAGAUCCUCAACCUUUGGAACUCUCUCCACGUUAACCUUGUCCAAAUCUUCUUAUCCACCUUCCUCCUCAUCAUCAUAGCCACCAUCUACUUCAUGUCAAAGCCACGCACGAUCUUCCUAGUGGACUACGCGUGCUUCAAGCCCCCCGUCACGUGCCGCGUCCCUUUCGCCACAUUCAUGGAACACUCAAGACUCAUCCUCAAAAACAAUCCCAAAAGCGUGGAGUUCCAAAUGAGAAUUUUAGAACGAUCGGGCCUCGGAGAAGAAACGUGCCUCCCCCCAGCAAUCCAUUACAUUCCACCAAAACCAACCAUGGAAGCCGCGAGAGGCGAAGCAGAACACGUGGUCUUCUCAGCAGUGGACUCGUUGUUCAAGAAAACGGGUCUCAAACCAAAGGACAUAGACAUUCUUAUAGUGAAUUGCAGCCUCUUUUCUCCAACACCAUCUUUAUCCGCCAUGGUGAUCAACAAGUACAAACUAAGAAGUAACAUCAAGAGCUUCAACCUCUCUGGAAUGGGGUGCAGCGCAGGCCUUAUUUCCAUCGAUUUAGCGCGCGAUCUUCUUCAAGUUCAUCCAAACUCAAAUGCCGUCAUUGUGAGCACGGAGAUCAUAACCCCAAACUAUUACCAAGGAAACGAGAGGGCAAUGCUUCUUCCUAACUGCUUGUUUAGAAUGGGUGGCGCCGCCAUUCUCUUAUCAAACAGAAAACAAGAACGCAAGAGGGCAAAGUACAGAUUAGUCCACGUAGUUCGCACCCACAAGGGCUCCAACGAGAAAGCAUUCCGUUGCGUGUUUGAGGAGGAAGACAAGGAGGGCAAAGUGGGGAUUUCACUCUCCAAGGACCUUAUGGCCAUAGCUGGAGAAGCAUUAAAGUCCAACAUAACUUCAAUGGGGCCUCUCGUGCUCCCUGCUUCGGAGCAGUUACUUUUCCUUUUAACCCUCAUUGGGAGGAAAAUCUUUAACCCUAGGUGGAAGCCCUACAUCCCUGACUUCAAACAAGCGUUUGAGCAUUUUUGCAUCCACGCUGGUGGGCGUGCUGUCAUUGAUGAGUUGCAGAAGAAUCUUCAGCUUUCCGCGGAGCACGUCGAGGCUUCGAGGAUGACCCUGCACCGGUUUGGGAACACCUCUUCUUCUUCUUUAUGGUAUGAGCUGAACUACAUUGAGUCCAAGGGGAGGAUGAAGAGAGGAGAUAGGGUUUGGCAGAUUGCGUUUGGAAGUGGAUUCAAGUGCAACAGUGCUGUGUGGAGGUGUAAUAGAAGCAUUCAGACACCCUUUGAUGGGCCUUGGGCCGAUUGCAUUGAUCGCUACCCUGUUCACAUUCCUGAAAUUGUUAAGCUCUAGGCUCUCCGUCAUCUAAUACAUUCUUUUAAGAUAAUUGGUAAUGACUGUCUCUACGAUAAUGAUUAAGAACUUAAAGGUAAAAAUAUUGUUAUUGAAAGAUAGAAAAUUACAUUAAACAUUUUAUGUUCUUCUAUAAUUUUUACAAUAAAAUUUUUUAUAUUUUAGUACGUUAAUGAAUGUCCUAAGGACACUAAUUAACAAGAUCCUUCCUUUAAAUACACAUUAUUAUGAGUUAAAUUUAUUAGAAAUCAUGAAUUUUAUAAAUUUGUGUGUUUCUUACUGUCUUUUUAAUGAAUUGCCCCAGUUUAUGAUUUAUAAUUUCCCAAUAGUUUUAAAAAAAUAAUAAAAAGGUGUAUUAGAAAGAGUCUAUUAGAUUGGAAAAAAAAAAACACACACACACACAAGGUUCACUGGUUGAGGUGCAGGUUUACUUUUCAAGUUAUUUAGUAAAAAGAAAUUUAGCUUCUAGGGGUUGUAUACUUCCUUUUCACCCUCCGUGACUGUUGUAGCCAUACCUAAUUUCUCAUUCCUUUGUCGUACUUGUUAUUCAUGUUUCUUUAUAUUUGGAUUUUUUUCCCUAAACAAUAAUAUAAGAGCUAGCUUGUUGUGAGUUUUCUUA
Messenger RNA from Glycine soja, 2218 nucleotides. RefSeq names its product 3-ketoacyl-CoA synthase 6-like. Bases 109 to 1599 code for a protein of 496 amino acids. The record is from RefSeq and is a predicted model, not a curated record. Gene Ontology annotation, cellular component: membrane. Gene Ontology annotation, molecular function: acyltransferase activity, transferring groups other than amino-acyl groups. Gene Ontology annotation, biological process: fatty acid biosynthetic process. The transcript has a single exon. Lineage: Eukaryota; Viridiplantae; Streptophyta; Magnoliopsida; Fabales; Fabaceae.